AUACACACUUGCCAUUUUGCUUUGCUUAGUGCAAUCAGCAUCCUUUCCCUCUUCAUGGUUAGUCAGCAAAUUAACAAUAUAUAUGUGGCAGCAGUGUUUGAUAUAUGAUUCUUAUUUAAUUGUGAUGUGAAAACUGAUUGCUGAUUAUGCAGUUUUCUUUUGAUACUGAAAACUGGUUUUAGUUAGUGAAGUCCCCAGACUUUUUAUAUUAUACAAGACGUGUUGGUAUUCUACAGUUUAUAUACAUCACUAUAUAUAUGUAUUAGACACAACAUAUCCCUUUGCAUAAAAAAUACAUUCCAAAGAAGAAGAAGAAGAAGAGAGGAAGUACGAAGAAUAUAUAUAUAUAGAGACAAGGCUAUGGCAUUUUCAGCUGCUAAUGAUUUUUAUGGGAAAGCAAAGCCAUUUUUGGCUGUGAUUCUUUUACAAUUUGGGUAUGCAGGCCUGUCAAUAAUUUCCAAGUUUGCUCUAAAUCAGGGGAUGAGCCAACAUGUAUUAGUUGUGUAUAGGCAUGCUGUUGCCACCAUUGUCAUUACUCCCUUUGCCAUUCUUUUUGAUAGGAAAGUGAGGCCAAAGAUGACAAUCUCAAUCUUUCUUAAGAUACUAAUGAUGGGCUUAUUGGAGCCAACAAUUGACCAGAACUUGUAUUAUACUGGCAUGAAGUAUACAACAGCAACUUUUGCUGCUACAAUGUGCAAUAUUCUUCCUGCUUUUGCAUUUAUUAUGGCUUGGAUCUUAAGGCUUGAGAAGGUUAACCUAAAGAGAGUGCAUAGCCAGGCAAAGUUGUUGGGAACAAUUGUUACAGUUGGAGGAGCAAUGAUAAUGACUUUAGUUAAAGGGGCAAAGUUAAAUUUGCCAUGGACAGAAGGAUAUAAUGAUAUCCAAGGAUCUUCCAGUGCACCAACCAUGCAAGACACCAUCAAGGGUGCUUCUUUGAUUGGAGUAGGCUGCAUUUGUUGGUCUGCUUUCAUCAUCCUUCAAGCAAUUACGCUAAAAACAUACCCAGCUGAGCUCUCUCUAACAGCUUUUAUAUGUCUGAUGGGAACUAUUGAAGGCACCAUAUUUGCUGUUAUAAUGGAAAGGGGAAAUCCUUCAGCUUGGUCUAUACACUUUGAUACUAAGUUAUUAGCUUGUGUAUAUAGCGGAGUAAUUUGUUCAGGAGUUGCUUAUUAUGUUCAAGGAGUCAUAAUGAAAUCCAAAGGCCCUGUUUUUGUGACUGCCUUCAAUCCUUUAUGCAUGAUCAUUGUUACAAUUUUAGGCUCCUUUGUCUUGUCAGAGAUUGUGUAUUUUGGAAGGGUUCUUGGGGCACUUGUCAUUGUUAUAGGCUUAUACUUAGUAUUGUGGGGUAAGAGCAAGGAUCAGUCUCCUUCAACCUCAAACAAUGAUGAUAAGGUAGAAGUAACUACUUCAGAAAUGGAUACUAUGAAUGAAAGAAUUGGAGCUUCAGAUCAAGACUUUGUUGCCAUUGACCUUAACAAAGUGAGACCUACCAAUGAAUCCAUUUGAAGGAAUUUCAAAGUUAAAAGCAACAAAUAUUGCAUGGAAUUAGAACUUUCUGUUCUAACUAUCUCUCAUGCCAUAGUGUAUGAUAUAAUUUCUAAAUGUGUUAUUGUCUUCUGUUUCAUUUUUUCUUUCACCUCCUUGAGAAAAGCAGAGAGUUUUAGGCAAGAGAGCUUUAUCAUAUAUAUAUAUAUAUAUAUAUAUGAUAGUUCUUUUUUCUUUUAUUUAUCUUUUGCGUACAUCCGUAAUGAAUUAAAGAAAUCAUUAAGUUGGUUUUUAUUUA
Ricinus communis (castor bean) is the source of this 1783-nucleotide messenger RNA. RefSeq names its product WAT1-related protein At2g39510. The record is from RefSeq and is a predicted model, not a curated record. Gene Ontology annotation, cellular component: plasma membrane. Lineage: Eukaryota; Viridiplantae; Streptophyta; Magnoliopsida; Malpighiales; Euphorbiaceae. The transcript has 7 exons. Gene Ontology annotation, molecular function: transmembrane transporter activity. The coding region runs from base 361 to 1506 and encodes 381 amino acids.